Molecule: messenger RNA, 7524 nt
Organism: Nylanderia fulva
Lineage: Eukaryota; Metazoa; Arthropoda; Insecta; Hymenoptera; Formicidae
Source: RefSeq, a predicted model, not a curated record
GAGUUCCUCGGGCGAAAGAGACGUUCGGCCGCGUCGAGAAAUUCGCGGAGAGACACAACAGAGAAACAGCAGCAGCAGUAGCAGCCGCCGAACCGAAGUGGGGAUCGAGUGCAGCCAUUUUCUAUUUUUGCAUAUAGCACUGCGAGAGUGAGAGCCCAGUGUCGUGCGUGUGUGUAUACGGGUUUGUUUUUUUCUCCGAUUGCGUGCUAGAGUGGAGGAUCGAUGGACUGACGAAGACGAGAACGAGGACGACAACGACCGAUCCUGGCUGGAAAGCUCUCUCUCUCCCUCUCUCUCUUUCUCUCUCUCUCUCUCGUGCGACAUGAGAUGAUCGUUCGGCGAAACACGACGGAGGAAUCGCGCGAUCGCAAAACCCAUCCGUUUACGCAGCUUGGCGUGUAAACUCUCUCUUCGAGAUAUAUAAACCCGUAUAAACACAUUCUCUCUUUUCUUCCUUUCUUUCUCUCUCUUCUCUCCAGGUCUCUCUCCUCUCUUUCCACCCUUCUCUCCCCCUCUCCCUUCUCCUAUCUCUACACACCAUUCGUUCAUCUCUCCGAAAACAGCGAGAAGUACACAUCGCCGAGCUGCGAAAAGAGACGUCAGAUAGAAAGGAAAACCAGUCUGUGAUAUUAAUCAGUACUAAGCAAUAUAUAUAACCUAUAUAUAUAUAUAUAUACAAAACUAUAGAGGUGUAAAUUCUCGUGUACGUAUAUAAGGUGUGUUCGUGUGUGUGCGUGUGUGAUCGCGCGCGAAUCUGUGUAAGUUCAUAUAUACAUAUAUAUAUAUAGAUAUAUAUGUGUGUAUGUGCAUCGCCGCUCGUGUAGUACGAGAGAGGCGUAGAUAAGGAUCGCGUCGAGGAAGGAUUCGUCCCGGAGGAGGGAAAACUCGUCCGACCGAGGAAGGACGGAACGCGCAGGACAUCCUCUCCUGGAGAUCGAGGCCGACGUCGUGCUCAGCGGCGCGAUGUCCGUCGAGUCCGUGACAAGUGACAAGCAACCGCCAACGACGACGACGCCGACGACGACGACCGCGAUGACGACGACGACGACGGCGGCGGCAGCGGUGACGUCGUCGUCGUCGGCAACCGCGACCGCCAAGAAGGAAGAAGGGGAUGAAGCCAUUAUAUCGAUGUCUGUGGCCGGGGAGGUAACUGACGCUUCGAUCAUGGAAGUAGGCCGUUCUAGACCUCAGUUUCAAUAUUCUCGGGAUGAACUGAUGGUGAUAAAAGACAUGCGAUUAUCCAAACGGAGGCCUGCGGUCCUAGACAAUGCUUAUAACAACUCACGAGGUGUUUGGGAUCCCGAACGUUGGCAUUCGGAUAGAAAGCGUAGCGAUACACCCCCGAAGGAAGAAAGGACCGGACGUAGUGAUCAAAUCACUGAGAAUCAUAGUAAGCGACGUAGUAAUGGCGAUCCACGGGACCGAAUACGUAAGGAGCAAGACGGCAUUGUUUUGAGCCCUCAACGAAGAAGUUUUAAUUCGGGAUGUUACGUUAAUGUCAAUCAGCCACCAAAUCGGCGUCCAGAAAGUCCGAUCGGCAAAACGGAGGUCAGCCAUCGUGAACCUGUUCGCCGAAUCGGUAGCGGCAGGAUUCUGGCGCGAGAUAUAUGGGAUUUUAGAUCGGAGAAUGAAAAGAUCGAAUCCGAGCGCGCGGAUUAUGGUUUUAGAUCGGGCACGGCAGCUGGCGGUCCUCUGCGUGAUCGUGACAACAGAGAUAAUCGCGAUGGGAAGGAGCGUGACAGGGAGCGCGACAUGCGAGAGAGGGAGCGCGAUCGGGACAGUCUGCGCGAGCGGGACGAGAGAUUCGAACGGAGAUCCUUCGGUCGGGAUUACGGCGAUCGCGGCGAGAGAGAGCGCGAUCGCGGAGACAGAGGAGGAUCGGAGCGAAACAACGAGCGGAAUAGCCAUCAGACAGAUCGCGACAAAGAUCGCGGCCGCGAGAAGAGAUUCAGCAACGACCGUCGACGGACUUAUAGUGACAAUCGCGAUUCAAUGGACGAGCCCGAAUGGUUCAGCUCGGGACCCACGUCUCAGCACGACACGAUUGAGUUAAGGGGCUUCGAGGAUAUUCCGGAGGAGAAGGCUGUGAGCAACAGUGGUAGUUCCAAGAACAAGAAACAGACUCCCGCGCAGAAGAAGCGAAACAAGAAGAAUGCUGUGGAGAAAGACGACAAGCCGAACGAAAACUCGGCGGGUCCUAAAGGACGUAGCACUCCGACUGUCAUGGAUCAACCUCUAAAUGCUGUGCCGGCGCCGCAUUCUCCGAUUUCGGAACAGACCGAGCAAUCUUCCAGCAUUCAGAGUAAAGAAAAUGACAUCAGCGAGAGUACCGUGACCGAUCCGACAACAUCCGAGUCGACAGAGAAUUCUAGCGCUAAUCAGAAUCAAGAGGACUCGCAUCCCGAUUUUAAUCUGGAUGAUUUCCUGAAAGCUGAAACGUUCCCUGGCGUAUCUGGACUGUUGACAAACGGAGUUGGUACGAAUAGUGGCACUGGUUCUCGAUUUAGUCAAUGGUUUAAGAGGGAAAGUCCAAUUCAGCAGGCGGAUAGUCGUAGGGCUUCCAUACAAGACGAACUGCUGAACAAUUUAUUGAACGACAUCAACGAGCCAAAUAUUCAAAUACCAUCGGUGACGGAAUCAAAUGCCUACUUUGCUCCCAUUUCUCCAGCUAACACGACAAAUAAUGCUAACUCUGCUACAAAUGGCGUAAAGUUACUCGAAAUGUUGCAUCGCGGUAAUAAACCGAGUCAAAAUGGUCAGGGUGACGCAUCUAAUACAGCUAUCUCUAUGAAAAACUGUUCUAUUAAGGAUUUGGAAAUUGGUGGGAAAGUGCACAGUUUGGAAGAAUUGGAAGCACGCAUGCGGGGUGGUGCUCCUCCACCUGCGACUUCGACUGAUACACCCCAUGUAAAUAAGACUGAAGAAGAUCUCUCCGCUUUUAAAAAAUUGCUUGCUCAAAUGAAUGGAGGACAAGCUGUGCCUGCAGCUAACGGACCUAUCACACAAAAGCAACCUGUAACAUUAAUGCAACUACUUAAUUCGCAAUUAAAAACACAGCAGCAGCCGUCAAUACCGCAUCAGCAGCCAUCUACAGAACCGAUCCAUACUACGACGUUUAAUCAUGUUGGUCCCCUUGGCCCUGCUCAGCAUCCGCAUCAGGCUCAAAUGCAACACGAGAAUCUGAUGAAAGUCUUGCAAAUACAACAGCAGCAACAACAGCAGCAGCAACAGCAAAAACAACGACAUUCCGAUAUGUUGUCAAUGAUGAUGGGUAAUCAGCGCAUGCUAGGUGUCAGUCCGGUACCGGCGGAGAUGCAGAUGAUGAUUAAUAACAUCCCGUCAAGCCAAGAACUCUUACAACGACCAGAAGCUCAAGCGAUUAUUCAGGGUCUGCAGCAAGGGGAGAUCACCAGACAACAUCUGAUGCAACAGCUGCAGAAUCCCGCUAUGCAGCAUCGCCAUCGAGAAAUGCUGGUGAAUAUUCUGAAAAUGUACGGCGGUACCACGCCUCGUACCAUAAGUCCACAUCCUCAUCCGGCUCCUCCUACUCAUCAGGAUCAUAUGUUGCAACAGAUGUUGUAUCAACAGCAACAACAGAGGAUUCCGUCUCCGAUGAGUAACGCUUAUUGUCCACCUCCGAUAAUAUCGUCAAAUUUACCAGCUAGUCCUAGUACUUUAACAGUACAGCAUCCAGUGAUACCGCACAGAGUACCGUCACCACGGGAGAUUGUUAUGCACACACAAUCUAUAAUGCAAAGUGCUUUGAUCAAGAAAAAAUUGGAGGAGCAGCGUGAGAAUUUCCGUAAGCGGCAGGAUCAACAGCAACAGCAGCAACAAGUACAGCAGCAACAGCAACUGCGCGCGUCGAGUCCUGUUAUUAAUUCACCAGCUAAGCAAACAGCGAGUCCACUCGCUUUCACUCCAACCUCCGUUUUACGUAAAAUGACUGCUGACAAGGAACCCGACGGUAACGGCAGCGACCCGUCAAAAUUAUCCACACAAACUCAGGCUUCGCAGAUGCAACAAAUGCAAUCGGCGGUUCAGUUACUUACACAAGGAGCUCUUUCGAGACAUACUGCGUUACGACCACAAUCCGUUCCAUCGACAUGGUCGAAUUCGUCACAGCUUAAACAGCAUCCAGGUCGACCUAUAGUGAAAGGUGGUAACAAUGGAAACACGAGCAGCAAUCAAUUCCAAUACAAUACGGCGAAUGUGGAAUUCCAACAGCAUCAGCAUAGAACGGUCGCGAAUGUGUACGGCAAUCCAGCCCGAUCCAAACAUACAAUGACUACUUCGUUGCCGCAUCACAACGUUCCACAAUAUAACCCGGUGGUUCAGAACUCGAUCAUAAAUCCAAGAUCAAAUCCUAUAAAUACCCAGAUGAAGGCUCAGCAAGUUCCUGCGCAUCUCGCCAGCAUGCAACAGUCACCGCACGGAACUGCUAGCAUUCAGCAACAACAACCACCGCAGCAACGAACUGUAAAUACACCGAUGCAACUUGUCAUGAACCAAAACUACAAUUCCAACCGUACAGAUGGACGAGCGAUGCGAUCGCAACAACUAAAUAUGACAGUCGGCCGUCAACCUUCACCGGGCCUCGGAUUCGUGGGUAGCAAUGGAGGUGACCUUUCGCCAACGUCUAAUCAACUUGCACGAUGGUUCAGCCCGGAACUCCUCGCUCAAGCUCGGGCCGGUAAGCUACCAGAACUCGGCCAGACGAACGUCCUGUCAUUGGAAGAGCUUGAGAGACUUCAACACGCAUCAACCAUAGUGCAUAACUAAAGUGAUAUACUAUUAUAUAUUCGUAUUCGGAUUAUGUUUCAAUUUUGCAAGCGCAUCGAUAACAAUAUUAUCUACUGGUCGAUCAACCGGUAUUCCUCGUGAUAUAGAUCUUUAUGUCCGAAAUACCUUCGAUGCAUGGAUGCUGAAUACAGACGCCAUUAAAUUACAGGAACGGUAUGUUCGCCUACAUAGAUCUUUUUAUCAAAUCUUCGUAUUUCGACAGAUUUUAUCUCUUUUUUUCAUGUUUAGAAAGUUCACUUUUGCGUUCUUCGAAAUGCGACCCGCUUCAUUUUCAACAUUACACUAUCCUGUACAUUUGUAAUUUCUAAAUAACUUUUCGCGAAACUUGGAAAAGUGAGUCUUUCUCUUUUUUAAAUCUUCAAAAAGAGAAGUACCGUCCAACCGAGUCUAAUUGACUAUUUCUAACCGAAAUACAUGACACUUUACAUGACAUUAAUUCGAUAAACUCUGUCAUCGAUAAAUAUAGAUUUGAUAAAAAGAUACACCGUUCCUAUAAUUUAACAGCGUCUGUAUUCAGCAUCCGUACAUCGAAGGUAUUUUGGACGUAAAGAUUUGUAUCGCGAGGAAUAUAAGAGGACUAUAAGAAUCCUUUUUUCUUCGUCGAAAAGGAUUGCUGACAUCAUUUGCGGAAUCACUUUCCAAGUUUCGCAAAAAGUUAUUUAGAAAUUACAAAUGUACAUAUAAUGUUGAAAAUGAAGCGAGUCGCGUUUCGAAGGACGCGAAAGUGAACAGCUUUCUAAAAAUGAAAACGAUGUAUUGCUUAUAAGACUGAAAAAAAUGUGAAAAUUCUUAUUGUUGAUUAUGACAAGCUGUUUAGAGCUUCAUACGCGUACUUUUUAAAAAUGACAGCAUAAAAUCACCAUAAAAUCUAUUUGCCUAACAAGGAAUGUUCAGCAAAUUUAAAAAAAUCUGAAACUUGGCAUAAUUUUAAGGUAAUGGGUCAUAAUGAAACCAUUUUUGUGAUGCUAAAAAACGAGUUUAGGGGUGCAAUCAACCGAUUUUCUAGUGGUUGGUUGUAAGAACUUACAGAAAAGGAAAAAAUGAUAAGUCGUUAUGAAACAAAGAAGUGAAGAUAUAAGUGUAAUAGGCAGGUAGUUUGCGUCUUUAUUUAGGAUUUAGGGGUGCAACCGAUUUUCUAGCGGUUGGUCGCGAGAACUUAAAGAAAAGGAAAAAAAGAUACCAUUAUGAAACAGCGAACAAAUAAGUGUAUAGUACACGUGUGCGUCUUUAUUUUAUUUCUCAAAAAAACCCGUUUUUAGCACUAACAAAAAAUGGUUUCGUUAUUAAGACCUAUACCCUAAAAUUAUGCCAAGUUUCAGAUUUUUUUUUGAAUUUUCUAUUUGCCGAAGGUUUCUUGUAAGAUAGGACUGCAAGUUUCUUUUACGUGUCGUUGGUCGAGAUUCUGACAAUUAUUUAGCGAUUUAAGCAAUUUAUACAUGUCUUCAUUCAGAGCAUAAUUUUCAUUACUCUUAUUUUCUCAUUGAUGAUUAUAACAUAUAAGGAUGUAUCAUGACAGUAUUUUGCAAUGAUUCAUGAGUACUAAAAGCACUGUUGCGCACAUUGAGAUUAUGUUCCUUAAAUACGAGACAAAAGAAUAUUUUUACUACUGUCAGCCAAAUAUAAAGAUAUAUCUACAUACUCUAUAUAUAUAUAUAUAUAAUGCAACAAAAACUCGGCGUUGUCGUCAACAGGAAUAUAUGAUUGUAUGAUUUAAAUAGUCGAUACGUUUAUAAUCUAGUGUCGUUUAUAGAAUACGUCGCUUAUUUACAAUGGGACUUGCAAAAUCCUUUAGGCAAAUAAUACGCGGACCUCUUGAAUUCGUGAGAAUUGCAGGCUAUCAUCCGAUUACUUAGACAGAGAGUGAUGGUUUGAACAUUUAAUAUUCUAUUUGUAUUGCUGCAAACCAUACAACUUUAUCAACACGAAAAGCAUACGAGAUAACACAUGACGAAGACACAUGACGUCACAUACUUAUAUUAUAAAACUAAAUAUAUAUAAUAUAUACUUCUCUCUCGUAGAAGAACGCGUGAGAGUGCGGUAUCAUUAUUCUGAUCGAAAGUGGUAGAUAGACUGAAAUAUCUCUGAAUAAAAAAUCUCGGGAGAUAUAUAGAAGAAUUGUUCGCAGAAUUAAUUAAAAAAAAAAACGAGAAUACAUUCCACCAGUCAAUAGAGAAUCUAUUCAAACGAGAUUUCCUUUUACGAAUUUCGAUUGAUAUCAAUACUGUUGCUAAUAUGUGUUUGCUUUUGAUUUAAUUGCUUACACCUCGUCGUACGCAAGAUUAUAAUUUUUAUAUGAUUACAAAAGAGAGAAUUGGGCUUAAAAACUAUAACGCUAUCAAAAGUUUAUUUUUUCUUUUAUAUUUCGAAAGGAUAGCGUCAUAUUACUAUUCUACUACAUAUGUACCUUAGAGUCUCAUCAUGCGCGCAUAAUUGCAUUUUUCUCUCCUGAUAGUUUAUUAAGCAUACAAUUAUACUUUUAAGAAUUUAUAUCUCAAAAGGCAAAAUAUCUUGCAAAAAAAUUAGAUAUCGAAAAAUAGUAUUUAUCUAUAUUCUUUUUUAUUAAUUACAUUUAUAUAAACUAGUUACACACAUUUUAAUUUAUGACUAUUCGUUACAUUCAUAUUUUACUUGCAUACGAUAAUUCUUUUUUUAGAAUCGCAUAUAAUUGUAUAUGGAAUCAUAUAAGAAACGCGAAAUAAAUUUACGUAAUAUAUUUGAAAA